This is a messenger RNA of Misgurnus anguillicaudatus (oriental weatherfish), 3367 nucleotides long. It is a transcript of the gene csf2rb, whose product is annotated as colony stimulating factor 2 receptor subunit beta. Lineage: Eukaryota; Metazoa; Chordata; Actinopteri; Cypriniformes; Cobitidae. Gene Ontology annotation, molecular function: cytokine receptor activity; protein binding. Gene Ontology annotation, biological process: cytokine-mediated signaling pathway; immunoglobulin mediated immune response. Gene Ontology annotation, cellular component: external side of plasma membrane. The record is from RefSeq and is a predicted model, not a curated record.
CACCUGUGUCUCCCUGACCACUGAUCUUGCAUCCCAUUCACAAUGUUCUUCAUCUGGACGCUGCAUAUGAACGUGUUUGCUCUGCUGGUCAGGACCACCACAGCUGACCAAUGCCCACUUCAUGAUGCCAAACCUGGGACUGUGUCACCCGUGAUGGAUUCUUUGCAGUGCUACAAUGACUAUAAGACCCAUGUGCAAUGCACGUGGGAAGAAGAUCCACUCAUUCAUUCACAAGCCGCAGAAAACUCCUCACUCGUUUCCUGGGAUUCUUAUGAAGAAGCACUAUGUGUUUCUCUCGGACCUGGUGUUGUUUCAUCCAAUGGAAAGAUCUCUCACAGUUGUCGCUAUAACACUACGAUGUUUACCCUUGAAAUCGAUCACAAAGUCUACUUCAAUGUAUCCUGUAAAUCAAGAGGACUGUCUCUCAUUGUAGCCAAGCAUGGAAAAGUUCUGGCCCCGAUUGACUUGACUGAGAAAAUGGCUAAUGGAUCAGGUCAUGUGGUGUCAUGGAGAAGCCCGUAUCCUGCAUCCUCAAAUAUUACAGCAACGCUCACGUAUCAGCUUCAGUACCGCAUAUCUGGCCAAGACUGGACUGUUGUGUAUAAUGGCAAUGAAUCUAAGUAUAUGAUCGAGAAGCAACUACUCUUGCCAGGUUACCUUUACCAAGCCAGAGUGAGGGCCCGAGGUCCUUUAGGAAUGUGGAGCAACUGGAGCCCACUAGUGUCCUGGAGAUCCCAAGAUGAUGAAGUCUUUAAUCUGCAGUGUGAGAUAAAAGGAGAAAAGGACGUGACGUGCAGUUGGCAGAUGAAGACAGUCAACUCUCACUUCAUAUCUUAUCAUCUGUGGUACAGUCACAAUGAUAGCAGUCAAGUCCCCAAGCCACCAAGGCGUUGUCCAAAUCCUCUGGUAAAGCCGAGAGAUGCUGGGAUAACGGAGUUUAUUUGUUCUAUAAACACAAAUGACCCUUACGGGUUAACAGUUGAGCUGAGACCCGUGUACAACUCAAAAACAUUCAGGACUUCACAAAACGUUCACCCUCCACAACCCGCCCCCGUGCAGGUGAAAGAGAGAGAUGGUGUUUUCCGUCUAAGCUGGUCUAUAAAUUGGACUGAUCUCAUAAAAUACUUUGUCCAGCUGAAAAUCUCAAACAGUGAGACAUCAAUGCUCUAUAACCUAACUGGAAACGAAGGGUUUGAGAUUCCUUCAAGCUCUCUAGAUCCUUCAACUCAUUACGAGGCCCAGAUCAGAUUAGUGCUUUCAUCUAAAGAUAGUCCCUACAGUGGUCGGCCAUCCGAAUGGUCACGGCCAAAAAGGUUUACCACAGGUCCAGCUUCUUGGUCUGUCACCACCAUAAUCUACAUAUUGAUUAGUCUGUUCGUGGCUGUGAUCUUCAUAGUUUUGUACAACGCCCUUCCAGUCUUUCACAGAAAGAUUGAAUUAUGGAAGGGAUCAAUUCCAUCACCCAUACACAGCAAAGUGAUGGAGGGAAUUAUCAAGUCCUCCUCUGGAUGGCCAUAUCUCCAAAGCGAGAAAGAGAAGACCUCAAUGUGUGUCAUACAGGCAACAGACAAUAUCAGUAUCUGCAAAAGCAGUGUCUCUGGGGAUCCACUUUUGUUCUACAGUGAGGACGUGAUUUCAAAUGCUACCCUCAAAAAAGGAUGGCCAGAUGAAACGAGCCACGCACACUCCUAUGUGGGCGAGAGCAUGUACCCGGACCAUUCAGGAAUAAGCUUCAGCGGACCGUAUAUUCUGUGCUGUGAGGAUUCCUGCGAUCAGGAGGAAAUCAUCGAUGUGUAUUCCGAUGAAAGUCACGGGUGCAUGUGUGGAACGCCUAACAAUUCUGGUGCAAUAAAUGGAGGCUAUGUUGUGACUCCUCCCACCGCCAUGUCAGUAACUCGAGACCCCACCCAUGUCGACAGCUCGACCAAUAAUCCAACAGAUGAACCCCCGGCAUACACCCCCAGAUUAGAUCAGGGGGGUAUUGUCCACCCUCAUCCUUCAGGUUAUUUCAUGAUGCCAUGUGUUGGCAUGAUCCAAUCAGAGCCAAAGGGAUACGUGGCGCUGUCACAGCCUGGAACGUAACGAUGACUUUUGGUUUGCAAAAAAACUUUUAAUAAGAGGAGCCCAACGACCCAACUGAAGGUGAGGGCUUGGAAGUGCCUUCGUGCCAUGAUAUUGAACAAAACAGGUUCAGAUGUUUGCUUUAUCCAAACUGUCCCUUUGUUUCGAUACAGAUAAAAUGUAUCCAUGCGCAUAAUGAAUAUGGUUAAGUCGGCAUAAAAUCGAAGUAGCGGUUGUCUUAUUUUGACGUAUAUCCAAGUGAAAUGGCUUUUUAAAUGAAAAAAAAAAUGUAGGGCUGGACUUGAAUUCGUUUAUCAAGAACUGAUUGGACAGUUUGAAGUUGGCUCAUGUUGCUAUUUGCUAAUCACUGCAAUCUGUUCCCGGACCCUACCCACCUGCUAUGACCGGAAGUAAAGAGAGAUUUGAGUUUUUGAUUAAGGAUUUUGAGGGCACGUGAAUUAAAAAAAAAAAUUUCAAUGUCAUUGCGACUUUAAAGACUUGAUGGACCCAAGAAGGACAUUUUACGAAGUGCAAGCAAUUAUCCUGUAACAAGGUCUGGCCAAUAGAUGACAGUGUUGCAUAAAGUGAAUGUUUAAGAAAUGCCAGUCAGUCCGCUGUAUACAGCUAGAGUUUGAGUGAAUAAUGCAUUAGUUGACGAUGAAUGUAUUUUUUGGUAUUAUUUUUUGAAUAGUUGUGUUUCAUGUGUGUUCCACAUUGUGUCCUUUUGUAAAGCUGAUUUGCAAACUGUGAAAAGCGCUUAAUACAUGUAAAUUAAGCCGUAAAUAUCAUUGCAAUAAUUGUACAGUCUUACACUUUUACAUUUUUUAUUUUUUGCAGCUUGAACUGCUUAAGAUGCAUACAGACUGCAUUCAGUUUUGUUCCUUGGUGUGGUAUCUAUUUUAGGUUUUUGUAAACUUAAUACUUUUAAGAAAACGAAAGAUUAAAGUUUUAAAUUUAGCAUUUUGGCUUACAUUACUAGAAUGCUGUAUGAGAUUCGGGCUCAAUUGCACAGAGUGUUAUGACAACCAAAAAGAGUGUUAUGACAACCAAAUCUAAAAUCCUCUUGCCUAAAACUUUAACACUAUUUUUAGUUUAAUCUUAAGAACAUAAAUGUACUUAUUUGUGCUAUUUUGAGGCCCCAUAAUUAUGAACUAAAAUGUGCUAUAUCUGUAUUUAAAAAAAUAUGUAUUUAGUUACCACUUGUAGUAAACUUAAAUUUACGCGUUAACUAAAAGUGGUUGCGAAAUACAUUGUUAGCACAUUAUGGUGUCUCAAAAUAGCACAUAUAAGUAUACACUUACAUGUU